Maudiozyma saulgeensis is the source of this 1020-nucleotide messenger RNA. The record is from the annotation of a GenBank genome assembly. Lineage: Eukaryota; Fungi; Ascomycota; Saccharomycetes; Saccharomycetales; Saccharomycetaceae.
AUGAACGGAACUAGUGACAAUGAUCUGAAACGUAAAGUUGAUGACCUACGGGAUAAGAAUGAAAUUCUGGGGUUGGCUAUUCAAAGAUCUAGACAUGCUGUUAAGAGACUUAAGUUAGAAUAUGGUGUAUUAUUAGAGAGAUUAGAGAGUAGAAUCGAAUUGGACCCUUUAUUACGUUUUGAAAAUCCAUUACCUACAUUAGCUUCAUUCAAGAAAGAAUUGCUAGAAAAACCAAUGAAGAGGGCGAAAACAAAGAGACAAAAGGCCAAAGAAAGAGAUCCGAAUAUGCCUAAAAGACCAACGAAUGCUUAUUUAAUAUAUUGUGAAAUGAACAAAGAAAAGGUCAAAAGUUUAGGCUCAUCAGAUGUCACAAAGGACCUUACAGAAGGUUGGAAAGCGUUGGAUGAAGAAGGAAGGGCACCUUAUUACAAAUUAUAUAACGAAGAUAGAAAUCGUUAUAGACAAGAGAUGGAUAUUUAUAAUAACAGUAGAACCGAAAACGGUAAACCCAAGACUAAUAGUGAGGGCGAAGAAGAAGAUGAAGCGGAAGAUGAAGAAGAUGAAGAAGAUGAAGAAGAGGAUGAAGAUGAUGACGAUGAUGAAGGAGAAGAGGAAGAAGAGGAAGAAAAUGAUGAUGAUAAUGAUAAUGAAGAGGACGGUGAGGGAAAUGGUAAUGAUGCUCCAGAAGAGGUCGAAGAAGAAGAAGAAGAAGAAGAAGAAGAAGAAGAAGAAGAAGAAGAAGAAGAAAAAGAAGAAGAGGAAGAAGAGACUAAUGAGGAUGGUGGGGAUGAAACAAUGGAUUCACAUGACGAUAAGGAUUCCAAUGACAUCAAUGAUCAAAAUAGCGUUGUUAAGGACAAUGAUAAUAUUGAUCGUACACCUACUAAAAUGGGACUGAAUUUAGUUUUGUCAGCAACACCAUCCAGUGAAACCAAAAGUAUUAACAAAACUGAUAAUCAAUCAACUGAUGAAAAUGACACAGAUAUUGUCAAAUCAGAAAAAUCUACAACAGAGACGUAA